AUGGAAGUAUUUCAGGAACUUCGUAAACCAUCAGUACGUUUGGAGUGUGACCACUGUAAUUUCAGAGGCACGGAUUAUGAAAAUGUACAAAUCCACAUGGGCACCAUCCAUCCAGAAUUUUGUGAUGAAAUGGAUGCUGGUGGGUUAGGUAAAAUGAUAUUUUACCAGAAAAGUGCAAAGUUAUUUCAUUGCCAUAAAUGCUUCUUCACCAGCAAGAUGUACUCUAAUGUAUACUAUCAUAUCACAUCCAAACAUGCAUCCCCAGAGAAAUGGAAUGAGAAACCAAAAAAUCAGUUAAACAAAGAAACAGAUUCUGUGAAAAGCCCUCCUCCAUCUGAACACCAGAAAAUGUCCCCUAAUUCAGAACUCCAGAAAUCUGUAUCUGCCCUUUCCAUAGAAACAGAGAAACUUGGCCUGGUUUUGUCUCCAGAAUCACCCAAACCUACUCCUCUUACUUCCCUGGAGCCUCAGAAGCCUGUCCCUGUUUCUCCUGAGCCACAGACACCUUCUCUUCCUUCUCCUGAGCCACCAAAAACUACUCCUGUUUCUUCUCCUGAACUUCCAAAAUCAAUCCCUAUUGUUUCUGAAUCUCAGAAACCAGUCCCAGUUCCUUCUCCAGAACCACAGAAACUCGUUCCUGUAUCCCCUGAGCCAGUAAAAGCUACUCUUAUUAAUCCCAAACCUCAGAAACACUCCCAUUUCCCAGAAACAUUGGGGCCGCCUUCAGCCUCCUCUCCAGAGUCACCAGUUCUUGCUGCUUCUCCUGAACCUUGGGGGCCGUCCCCAACUGCGUCACCAGAGUCUCGGAAGCCACCCCGAACAGUCUCCCCUGAGCCAAGGAAGCCAUCUCCAUCAGAGUCUCCUGAACCUUGGAAGCCAUUCCCUGCUGUCUCUCCAGAGCCUAGGAGACCAGUCCCCGCUGUGUCCCCUGGUUCUUGGAAGCCAGGGCCACCUGGGUCCCCCAGGUCUUGGAAAUCCAGUCCUUCAGCAUCAGGACCCUGGAAGCCAGCUAAACCUGCUCCAUCUGUGUCGCCUGGACCUUGGAAACCAAUUCCUUCUAUAUCACCUGGACCUUGGAAACCAGCUCCAUCGAUGUCCCCUGCAUCCUGGAAGUCUUCGUCCGUCUCACCUGGUUCCUGGAAAUCUCCCCCCGCGUCUCCUGAGUCGUGGAAGUCCGGCCCACCAGAACUGCGAAAGACAGCUCCCACCCUGUCACCCGAACAUUGGAAGGCAGUCCCCCCGGUGUCUCCUGAGCUCCGUAAAGCAGGACCUCCCUUGUCUCCUGAGCUUCGCAAACCAGGCCCCCCAUUGUCCCCCGACAUUCGUAGUCCAGCAGGAUCUCCAGAGCUCAGAAAACCCUCAGGAUCUCCAGAGUUUUGGAAGCUUUCUCCUGAUCAGCGGAAGACUCCUCCUGCUUCACUUGAUUUUCCUGAGUUCCAGAAAAGUUCCUGUGGUGGUUCUCCUGAUCUCUGGAAGUCUUCCUUUUUUAUUGAACCUCAGAAACCUAUCUUCCCUGAGACCAGGAAACCUUCUGGGCCAUCUGAGUCCCCUAAAGCAGCCUCUGAUAUUUGGAAGCCCGUUCUCUCUAUUGAUACUGAGCCUAGAAAACUCGCCCUGUUUUCUGAGCCUACCAAAACAGCCCCUCCUGCUUCUCCUGAACCACGGAAGCGCGCUCUUUAUCCAGAGCCCCGGAGACAUACCCUUUUCCCUGAACUUUCCAAAUCUGCUAUGUUCCCAGAACCUCAAAAGGCAGUUGAAUUGGGAGAUGAACUACAGACAGAUGCCAUAGAUGAUCAAAAGUGUGAUAUGUUGGUUCAGGAAGAACUACUAGCUACACCUAAGAAACUCUUAGAAGACACUUUACUUCCUGCCUCAAAGAAGCUCAAGAAAGAUAACCAAGAGAACUCUGAUGCUGAGCUUAGUAGUAGUGAGUAUCUCAAAACAGAUUUGGAGGCAAUGGAUAGUAAGGGCCAAGAAUCAAGCAGUGAUCAAGAGCAGGUUGAUGUGGAAUCUAUUGAUUUCAGUAAAGAGAACAAAAUGGACAUAACUAGUCCAGAGCAGUCCAAAAAUGUACUGCAGUUUACUGAAGAAAAGGAGGCUUUUAUCUCCGAAGAAGAGAUUGCUAAAUAUAUGAAGCGUGGGAAAGGAAAGUAUUAUUGCAAAAUUUGUUGUUGUCGUGCUAUGAAGAAAGGUGCUGUUUUGCAUCAUCUGGUUAAUAAGCACAAUGUCCAUAGCCCUUACAAAUGCACAAUUUGUGGAAAGGCUUUUCUUUUGGAAUCUCUCCUUAAAAACCAUGUAGCCGCCCAUGGGCAAAGUUUACUUAAAUGUCCACGAUGUAAUUUUGAAUCAAAUUUCCCAAGAGGCUUUAAGAAACAUUUAACUCAUUGUCAAAGUCGGCACAAUGAAGAGGCAAACAAAAAGCUAAUGGAGGCUCUUGAACCACCACUAGAAGAGCAGCAGAUUUGA
Molecule: messenger RNA, 2466 nt
Organism: Pipistrellus nathusii (Nathusius's pipistrelle)
Lineage: Eukaryota; Metazoa; Chordata; Mammalia; Chiroptera; Vespertilionidae
Source: the annotation of a GenBank genome assembly